GCGCGUUCCGACCGCAUCAGCACUGAAGAGGUGCCUGUUGUUCUCGGGUAAGUCGUUAAGGAAGCAACCGGCAGAAGCCAAAAUGAAACGCUUGUUCGAAGGUGUCAACAUGCGGUGUUGAGUUGGGAAUUUUUCUUCUCGGGAGCACCGUCCAACCAUGUUUUCUUUCACAUUCACAACACUAUGGAAACCAUAAUCAAAGUGCUCGUUUGAACAAGAAGAGCGACUGCGUCCCUCUCUGUGCUCGCGGCAAUUCAAUGCAUACAAGGGUAUAAAACUCAUCUGUACAUUUUUGUUCGCGGACCAUUUGCACUGCCCACAAUGUCGUCGCGUAAUCCGGGGCCGUACAUGCAACAGACCCCACUGGGGUUCCCCUCCUACUGUCGCCGAAUGAACAAGGACGGGGAUGCGAGGAAGGCGUUCCUGCAAAACGAAGUGAACGGGCGGGUGUACAAGGCGGUUUUCGAGACGCUCGGGGUGAAAGGCCGCAUUCUGGAAAACAAGCACGUCGGGAUAUCCUGUGUAUAAACGUCCCCACCCCAGAAUGCCAAAUUUUACUAGAAAAACCAGCAGGCGCAGCUUUGGCUGUUGCGCGAUGUUUUUCUCGCGGUUCUGACCCUAGAUCCUCCUGCGUCCGAAGCGGCUUGCGGCGACGGUGCAAAGGUUUUUGAUGUGGUGCAGUCGCGUAUGCAUGACAAAAAGUUUGAUCUCGUAGCGUAGUCCUGUUCACCUUCACCUAGGUCGUGCAACUGCAUCGCUACAAAUUGAGUCCCUGAUCCUUACUCCAGCGCGACAAGCUCCGAGAUAGCGGUAGAAUGUGGUCCUAGUGGGGCUGCGUAGUAGAGAAAGAUUUCAGGCAUGCGCCAGAUUCGCGCGACAACUCUGUGGUGGGGCCGUUUCUACAUAGGAUACGGGAGGAAUCGGCUGCACCUCCGCGACAUCCACAAUGGGUACAGCCGGGGAAAUUUCCGCUUCUCCUGCAUGAGCAAGCACGGCUUCAUGCAAACCUGGAGGGAAGGGUGGCUUUUGAAGUAUGGCCUGGAUCCAGAUCGAAAGCAAUAGAAACCGAGUACAAAAGAUUUCAUAAACAAAAACAAAAUGUGACAACUGUGAGAAAAAGAAGCACUGCGUAGGGGCAGAACGGGGGACCCGGCUUGGAACCCCACGUGGGCGAGGUCUCACGCAGGUCUAUGCAGUGUUAAAGGCAUUUGAGCUUCAGCGCAUAGACUUGUGAGAAGGUGUAGUGACAUUUAAUUGUCCGCAGAAGUUGCGAGAAGAUGAAGAUCCGCUGUAGUUCAUCUUUCGAAGGGGUUUGAUACUCGGAUAAGCACUGCAUCACACGCGG
Amoebophrya sp. A120 is the source of this 1345-nucleotide messenger RNA. The record is from the annotation of a GenBank genome assembly. NCBI's taxonomy places the organism in Eukaryota, Dinophyceae, Syndiniales, Amoebophryaceae.